This is a messenger RNA of Calidris pugnax (ruff), 1159 nucleotides long. RefSeq names its product interferon induced protein 35 (gene IFI35). NCBI's taxonomy places the organism in Eukaryota, Metazoa, Chordata, Aves, Charadriiformes, Scolopacidae. The coding region runs from base 1 to 1092 and encodes 363 amino acids. The transcript has 8 exons. The record is from RefSeq and is a predicted model, not a curated record. Gene Ontology annotation, cellular component: nucleus.
AUGGACUCGGAAGAGGCGAGUGAGGGGCUGAGCCCGGGGACCCGGGGGUCGGGAGAGCUCUGUCGUGCUCUGGAGCAAGACCACGAGAAGAUUCAGGCGGCCAAGGAGCUUGUGGACCAACGGACACGGGAGCUGAGGGAAGAGGGAGAACUUCUUCAUAAAAAGCUCCAACAAAUGUGUUUGACCGUUGAGGAAGAGCAGUCCUGCCAGAUGGACUUUUUUUUAGCAAAGGAGGAGAAUUACAGACUGAGGCAGGAGAAGCAGCUGCUGAAAAGGAAACUGGAAGAAUUGAAGAAGAAGGUCAUCGGGGAGGAUCUGGUGACGAUGCUGCCGGCCUUGCCGGAGAAGAAAAUGGUGUUUAAGGGACUUGUGACAAACAAGGGGGACAUGAACAAGCUGGUUCUCACCCCGCUGAUCCGCUACCCUCUGCUGGGGGGCUCAGCUCUUGUCACCUUUGAGAAGGCAGAAGUGGCGCAGGGGAUCGUGGAGGCGAAGGAGCACACGGUGCAGCUGAGCUUUGGGGAAGAGCUGGAGGAGCUCGAGCGGUGCAGGGUGCGGGUGCAGGCGGCGCCGGUGGACCUUCUGCUGCCAUCUGACCUGGAGAUCAGCCUGACGCGGAGCAGCAGGACUAUCCUGGUGUCCAACCUGCCCCGCCUGGGCAUCUCCGACGAGGCGCUGCUGGACAAGCUGGAGCUCUUCUUCAGCAAGACCAAGAACGAGGGCGGCGAGGUGGAGAGCAGGGAGUUCCUGGACGACUCCAGCCAAGUGGUGCUGACCUUCGCACGGGAUGGGGUGGCAGAGCCGCUAAUUGCGAGGGGCCACAUCCAGGUGCCAAUUGGGAAAGGAAAAUACAACCUCAAAAUAUCACCGUGCCUGAGUGGAGAGGUCACUAACCUGCAGCUCCAGCCCCACCGCUGCCCCAGGACCGUCCUGCUCUCGGGGAUCCCGGACGUGCUGGGCACGGAGGCCAUGAGGGACGCCUUGGAGAUCCACUUCCAGAAGGCCAGCCGUGGUGGGGGCGAGGUGGACGCCCUCGCCUACGUCCCGGCGGGUCAGUGGGGGGUGGCCGUUUUCGAGGAGGAUGUGGGAUAGCUCCGGCCACCCCCCCAUCAGUCGGUGUGGCCACUGGCCAUGGUGGCAAUUAAAGCAUCUGCUGGGA